Molecule: messenger RNA, 1436 nt
Organism: Aedes aegypti (yellow fever mosquito)
Lineage: Eukaryota; Metazoa; Arthropoda; Insecta; Diptera; Culicidae
Product: zinc finger protein 79
Exons: 2
Coding region: 139-1395 (418 amino acids)
Cellular component (GO): nucleus
Molecular function (GO): zinc ion binding
Source: RefSeq, a predicted model, not a curated record
CACCAAAGCUAUUUUGGUGACUUUAACAUCACAGCUACAGUGAUUUACAACUAAAAUUCAAUUUCGUGAGAUCGUGAGAUUUUAAAAUCCUGCCGAUUGGUAACUAUUUUCAACGAAGUUUAUGAUCGUGUGAAAACAAUGUCCAUAUCCCAAGUGAAAACACUGGUGGAGAACUAUUCGAAAGUGUGCCGGUUUUGUUUGAAUAUGAAUGCGGCCAAUUUGGCGCCCCUCUUCGAUAGAAUGGCCGGAAAAAUGGACAUCAUCACAAUCAACGCUACUAUCCGGGGUGUUCUCACUACGCUGGGGAUUCAGAUUGCGCAGAAUGAUCCGUACCCGAAUCGAAUUUGCGACAGCUGUCGAGAUUUGCUGCAUUCCAUUCAACAUUUCCAGGAAACGGUUAAGAAGUCCGUCCAACUGCUGGAUCAGGCCCGGUUGCUGAAAGAGUUUCCCAAUGCCAAAUUUGACGAUGAUCCAGUUGCAAUGGUGGUUAAAGAAGACUACGAAAUCGAAGAACCUGUCCUGGAAGUGGCAUACGAGGAACUGGUCGAGUCACAGCAAGAAGAACCGGAAGUGGUUGAAGAUGUAAAACCGAGUUCACCUGAACAGCCAGAAUCGCCGCCACAAAGUGAAAACGCUGAUGCGAAAACUGAGCCGGAAUAUACGGAUAUGGAAUGGGUGGUUCUGGAUGAAGGCGAGGCGGAAUCUCAUCAGGAAGAGGUUUACGUGGAUGAGGAGUAUAUCGUGGAAGAAGAGGAACAAAUUUCGGUGGUUUCCGAGGCGACGCCGACUCGACAGGAAACCCCCGAAGAAGAAAUAUCAGCUGAGAAAAGUAUAAAAGAACCAUACGUUAAGAGUCCCAGGAUGUGUCCAAUCUGUGGAACGACUUCCACGGCCAUGAAGGUCCACAUGAGGACGCAUACCAAGGUUCGACCUUUUGCGUGCGACAGGUGCGAAAAGAAGUUCUAUACCAACGCCAAACUCCGAUCGCACGUCGAAUCCGUUCACAUAGGCGAGCGAAAGUAUUCCUGCGAAAUCUGCGGCAAAGCGUUCGUACUGAGAAAGACCCUCAACGCCCAUAUGCUUUCGCACGCCGCAGAAAAAGACUUCGUUUGUUCGGUGUGUUCCAAAGGGUUUCUAUUCCGGUGGGCCUUAGUGAAGCACGAAAGGGUCCACACGGGAGAGCGUCCGUAUGUGUGCGAUCUGGAUGGCUGUGGGAAGCGAUUUGCCACAUCGUCCAAUUUGAAGCAGCAUCAGAAAACCAAUACCCAUUGGAAGAAUCCGCGAGACGACGUGUGCCAGCAUUGUAAUAAGUCGUUCCAGAAUAAAUACGCCCUGAGGGCACAUCUCAAGACUCACGAUGUGAAAGCUGGCAUUACGAGUGAAACCAAGGAUUAGGUGGCUCUGUAUUAUUGAUAAUAGAAAGCUAUUCAAAUUGA